Haemonchus placei is the source of this 501-nucleotide messenger RNA. The record is from the annotation of a GenBank genome assembly. NCBI's taxonomy places the organism in Eukaryota, Metazoa, Nematoda, Chromadorea, Rhabditida, Trichostrongylidae.
AUGGAUCGGUAUUCUCCACAACCUCCUCCACGACGGAGCUACAGUAAUUUGAAUGUGGAUGUUCACGACAACCUGAUACGUCCUGUGCCUCAGCGCAGCCCAUUGACAAAGCAAGUAAACCAACUAGCCUACGAGAUACCCAAAAAUAAAUAUGCUCAAAAUCCCUGGAAUUACGCCCCUGAGUUUCUUAAAGUAUUCGGUGAUGUUCGAAUUCAUGUAGGCGGAAGAGCUGUAUUCGAUUGUGUACUUCUGGGUAGCCCUAGACCAAAGGUGUGUUGGUUGUUCAAUGAUGAGAAGUUGAUUUUCAAAGAUGUCCAAAUCGACGAUACUGCCGAUGUUUGUCGACUGACCAUACCGUAUGUCAUGCCGCACCACUUUGGUGAGUUUUUCCAUUGUUUCAAUAGGCAAAUAUAUAAAAAUGUAAGGAGCUGCACAUACACUGUACUAUGCGAAAACGAAGUCGGACGAGCUGUAACGUCGGCUGAACUAUAUCCACUGUAA